AUGAAGAGACUCGACAUGCUUGAAGAAUGCAAUGCUCCAACCUUUUCGGUGAAAAAUCUUCCGGCCCAUCUCUCUCGUGGCUCGCCACCCAGGCUCCGGAAUCGUGAAAGGUCCACCCUCCGGAGUAAUGCUGCGCAUCCCAGAAGCUCCUCUCCACCUCCUUUGCCAAAAUCAGCUUCACUUCCUAUGCACACCGUCCGGAAAAACUCGUCAAACAACCGUCCUUGUGAUCAACCGACCCUACCUCGUUCGUCAGUUUCGAGUGACUCGACCUGCCCUAUUUCCAACACACCAUCGCGGUCGCCUUCGACGUUAUUCGAACAUUCGCCACUUAUUGCCGAAGUUUUGCGUCAAAUAACAGCGUCCAAAGCAUCUGUUCUCGAUCUACGCACGCAACUAACGGAGUGUCAAACUUCUGCCUCUCAAUCUCGAGCUGUGUUGCACCAAGAAGUCGACACGCAUCGCGAACGGAAACGGCUGGAAGAUGUAUCGAAGGCUGAACUUAGGUCACGGACAAAGACUCUUGAGGAUUCCAAGAGAGUUGCUGAAGGCUUGAAAAAGGAGGCCGACAAAAAGCUUAAAGCUGCCCAGCUCGUUCACGAUACUGCUACUCAGCGCAUGGAAAAUCUCGACAAGGAGACCGGCGACUUGCGCAAAGAGCUCGCUGAGAACCGCGAAUUUAUUGCUGAGCAUCGAGGCCAAGUUUCGGACAUGGAGCGCGAUCUCACGGAAGCACUGGAACAGAAGCGUCUCGAGAUCAAAGCGGCCGAAGAAUUGGUUCUUAUUCUCAACCAGCGAUCCAGAGAGCUCGAGGAGAAGCUAGCGUCGGAGAAAGACAGGCUGCAGACACUCAGGGAGAAAUCGGAUGGCCUUCGACAAACUCGAGCCUCUCAUCUCGAGGAUUCUAUAACGCAACUCUUCCAUCAUCAAGAAUCCGUGCUAUCUACCCCUGAUGUACAUCAUUCUCCUACGACGUACGACCACACCGCAGACUCUUGGGAUAUGACUUCAAACGGCCUUCACAAUCAGUUUCCUCACAUAUACGAUGCAUCCCAACUCUAUGCUCUCGGAGGAUCACCUCGUCGCGCAUCUAUUGGUAGCACAAACGGCACUCGUCUUGACAAUGCCCCAGGAUUUCAAGCAAAUUCUUUUUCGCCGUUCUCCGACGUCACAAGUUCGGACGGGACUGUGUUUGAAAACGGACGUUCAUAUUUGUUCAACGAUCUCGGUUUUAGCGGGUCUCUCGAUAAUGGAGGUUCUAUCUCAAGAUCGUUCCAGUCCGACAGCGAUCCAUAUGUUGAGAAGGAAUACCAUCAAUCGACGAAACAGCACCACAAAGCUGAUGCUCCUGGCGUCAUAACGUCGUCUCCUACUUCGUUGUACGGGCCCUCAAUCAACAAUGCGGAAGAACUAGCCUUAGCCCUGCAGUUCCCUUCAUAUGAGCACCAGCAUCGGCCUUUCGAGUCGCAACGUUCAACUUGGAAACAUUCGAAGGAUGAUUCUCCUUUCGCCUUUGACCCCCAGGAGGUGGAGUAUCCUUAUUUCCAGACCGCUGCGGAGAAGACCAGCACCCGAAAUUGGUUCUCGGCCAUUAGCAAGGCGAAAACAGGCAAAGGACUCAACCCGGACGCGAAGGAAUUCAACCUCUUCCGGAAGGGACCUGGCAACGGCACCAUGUUCAACGGACACCCGCUAAGCAAUGCUAUGUACGACGCCCUCAAUCCCAACGGACUCGGCCCGACGGCUGGCGCGGCCUCUACAGGCCAGUCGUUGCUGCGUGCGUUUGCUCCCUCGCCUGCAGAGCGAGAGGCACUCCAGCGAGCGUUGGGAGGAUCGACCAAUACCAGCUUUGAGCGGCUUCCGAGCUUGAGCGAUGUUGGCAGCAUCCCGGCGUCGCCUACCAGUUGUCAUGCUCGUGCUCAUGUCCCCCAGGUCCCCGUCCGUGAUCUUGGUAGCAUAUUGCCAGCAUGGUUGCAGUCGUUGCCUCGCGCCCGGAAGGCCAACUUCAGUCCGUGGGAUGACGAGGAACCCAAGGAGACUCGCAAGGAGAAUGUGAUCCGAAGGAUGACUUGA
Cyclocybe aegerita is the source of this 2073-nucleotide messenger RNA. NCBI's taxonomy places the organism in Eukaryota, Fungi, Basidiomycota, Agaricomycetes, Agaricales, Hemipholiotaceae. The record is from the annotation of a GenBank genome assembly.